GCGGGGUCUGCGGGGCGGACGGGGCGGGCAGCGUAGGGCGCCACGUCGGCAGCAGAGCCGCGGCGCAGGAGAGUAAAGUCUGCGCCGGGCAGGGAGCGGGUUGCAGGCUGCGGGCGCGUUCCCCUUCCCCGCGGCGGGUUUGGAUUUCCACUUUUUGAAAGAUACCUUUUUGGCUCAAAGAACGUCGUGAUCCUUGUCAUUUAGCCAGCCAUACUGGUGGCUUUUUUUUUUCUUUCCUUCCUAAUUCCUUUUCGUUUUAAAGGCAAUAAUGAAUCAAACAGACAAAAAUCAAGAGGAAAUUCCUUCAUACCUUAAUGAUGAACCACCAGAAGGUUCAUUGAAAGAGCAUCCACAGCAGCAGCCUGGCAUGCUUUCUCGUGUGACUGGUGGCAUUUUCAGUGUAACAAAGGGAGCAGUUGGUGCCACGAUCGGUGGUGUAGCCUGGAUUGGAGGAAAAAGUUUGGAAAUGACCAAAACAGCUGUUACAGCAGUGCCUUCCAUGGGAGUGGGUCUAGUUAAAGGAAGUGUUUCUGCUGUGGCGGGGGGUAUUACAGCUGUAGGAUCUGCUGUCACAAGUAAAGUGCCUUUAACGGGGAAGAAAAAGGAUAAGUCUGACUAAAAGAGGACGGAGUCCUAGUUGAGUUCCAUAAUACUACAUCAGUGGCAUUGGAAUCUGCUAAGAUUUGGACUACAACAAAGCCACAUGUCUUAGACACUUAUCUUCUAAAGAGCUGUGGGAAAAGUUUUGCUUUCCUCUGAAGGGACAGCACUGUGUAUGAAGAUUCAUUUAAAACCUAGAUUCAAGCUUUAUAUCUGGUGAAAUGUUACACUUGAUAAAUUUAGAACCAAGCACAUGUAUGAGAGGGGAUAGUACAUGGCUGAAUAUUCGUUUACUGUAAAUCUUAUGCAGUAUGGGACUAAAAUGUGAAAGUAAAAAAAGAUUGUUGGCCAUUUUUGCAGUACUAGCUGUAUAUGAUGUGCCGGCUGCCAUUCUUAGUGGUUUCUGCAUCCUCUUGAUAAGGAAUUCUUGAACUGUGUAAAAGGCAUCUUCUGAUAUGCUUAAUAGUUUCAUAUAUUUUGUUUUUGCUUUUUGAAACUAUUUUUAUACAGAUUAUAAAUUCUCAAUGAGUGUAUUCUACUAGUGAUGGCUGGCAAGAGACAGAACUGGAGAUGUUUAGAAGUGUGGGUGGGGGAAAAGUAUGCUUAAAAUGGCUGAGAGAGAGAAGGCAGCUUAAAGGUUUAUUUUUGAAGUAUACUGCUUUUAAUGAUUCAUGCCUAAUGGUUGGAAAAACUCAUUUUCACUUAAUGAAGCUGUGUAAAGAGUUUUCUAAUGUCUAUCAUUUCAACACUGUUCAUAGAAUAAGCUUUGGACACUUUUUUAAAAAAUACGUGCUGAUAUCUGAAACUUUGUCAUCUUUUACUAAAGACGAUACUGCUAUAUCUCAGAUGUGUUUUAAAGGUAUCCCUCUAUCACCUGCAAAUGAAACCUUACUGCUUGUGACUUUUUUAGCUCAAAAACAAUAGAAGAAAAUGGCUUGAUUUCAAUUGAGCCAAGGUUCAUGAUCCAUUGUAGUUAUCUUGAGAGAAAUACCUUUGCUGUGAUGUUAGAAACCACCAAAGAGUGAUCUAAUUAAAGCCGUUGUCUGACUGCAUGAUUUACUAGUUUAGUUUGUUGCUUUUAACCAUUCACAUCUCCUAUAGCCAAGAUAUAAAGACUUUCACUACAUUUGUAUUUUAAGUUCACUUUUACUUAAAACACAGCACUGUACUCUUUAAACUAAUGAACAAGACUGACUAUGUUAAAAGUGAAAAUGAGAAAUGUAAUCUCAGUGAAUUGAAUGGGGACAGAUAUCCUUACUUUGGCACAUUUUGAAUUGGGUACAUCUCCCACAUCUUCAAGGAUGUUCAUGGGCAGGAUCUAAAUGCAUGACACAAGCUCAGUUAUUCAAGAUCUGCUGACUCUGCAGAUAACCUUUUGGCAGCCUGUAAAAGAUGGUGGAAGUUUCAUGUGAAUGUUUGGUAAUGCAGUAUUUUGUAAAAUUGUAUAUCUCUGCAGAGAAUUUCUAAAUGUGAGCUUUUAAGUGGCUAUGGCUGUACAAGGAAGAUAUAAAUCUUUUUAUAGAAAUUAAAGGUCAAAGGGUAUCACUUGUCUUAACAUUUUUAUUCCUGUUUAGCUGAUGUUGGUAAAUGGUAAACUAUUUGAUAUAGUCAGCUAGUGAGACUGAACCAUUGGGACUUCAGCUGUGAUCUGAAGCAGCUUUCCUUAUUAGACAGCAUUACCAUUAAAUAUGUUUAUCUGACAGUUUUCUAGGUAUGCUGUAGCAGUGGAAAUGAAAUGUUAAAAUAUAUAGGCUUGUUUUAGAAGAUUCCAACAAAAGGAAUUAUUUACUCAUCUUAUUUGAGUAAAACAUUUUGCAUUGCUAUGGUAAUCUGUCAUACACCAUUUUUGGGGAUUGAAGAGGACCAUGUCAUCAAUGUAAGUUUAUCAGCUAACAGUUAAGAGGCUUUAACACAGAGUGGUAUGACAGUCAACUACACAUUUGUUGACAAACUUUACUGCAUUAACUGUUCAACUAAAUCCUUUUACUAAUCUUUAUGGAAAUUGGGAAUUUUAAAGGGUUAAAUUUUAAAUCACAAACUCCUUACCCUUUCUGAUAAGCCAUUUUUUAAAGUAACAGACACUAUGAAAAUUGCAGCAAAUUAAGUGUAGUCUUGAAGUUUCUUGCUAUAAGCUAUACAAUUGUUCUACCAUCUUGCAGCGUGUCUUAGGAGCAAAAUGUAUUAUUCAGUGAUUCUAAAUUCUUGUAACUAAAUGCUUUAAAGUAGUAUAGGGUUGCAGUUUAGAGCUUGGUCCUGUGCUGUCUGCAUUUUUAUUUUCCACUUUAUGUAUGACUGUGACCCUUUUUUAAAAACUUGUUCUAAUUCUGUCCUGCUUGGAACCUGUGAAAUAUUAAAUUGUUGCAGUUUGA
Pelodiscus sinensis (Chinese soft-shelled turtle) is the source of this 2969-nucleotide messenger RNA. RefSeq names its product transmembrane protein 263 (gene TMEM263). NCBI's taxonomy places the organism in Eukaryota, Metazoa, Chordata, Testudines, Trionychidae. The record is from RefSeq and is a predicted model, not a curated record.